Ziziphus jujuba (common jujube) is the source of this 3085-nucleotide messenger RNA. Its product is annotated as BEL1-like homeodomain protein 1. Gene Ontology annotation, biological process: regulation of transcription by RNA polymerase II. Bases 632 to 2743 code for a protein of 703 amino acids. The record is from RefSeq and is a predicted model, not a curated record. Gene Ontology annotation, molecular function: DNA-binding transcription factor activity, RNA polymerase II-specific; RNA polymerase II cis-regulatory region sequence-specific DNA binding. Lineage: Eukaryota; Viridiplantae; Streptophyta; Magnoliopsida; Rosales; Rhamnaceae. The transcript is spliced from 8 exons.
UUCAGCUGUUUGUAUCUUCUGACAAACUUAGAAAUUGCAUUUCAUUGUAUCAUACAUAUAAAAUCUCCAUAUUUAUAUAAAAAAUUUUAAUAUUUCUAGCACAAGCCUGUAUUUUUCUAUCCCUUUCUCUCUCUCUCUCUCUCUCUCUCUCUCUCUCUCUCAAAAAGUUCUUUGUUUCUCAUCAAAGGGUGCCUGGCUGCAUCAUUUGAUUUGAAAAAAAAAAAGGGAGGGUCAAAUCAGAAGAAGUUCUCCUGUUUUGAUCAAUUCGCAGUGGGGAAGUUGCAGAGAGAUUUUGAGUCUGACAGAGAGCUUUCUCUCUAUAUCUGUUUGUGAAGGGACUGAUAAAUCCCUUGGAUAGAUAUAUAGAUCAUACCAUACUUAUACAUGAUAUAGUGCCAAGAUGAUGAUGAAGCACGUGCGUACUCAUCAGAUUUCCAUCACACCACCACCAGGAUUUAUCUGAGAGAACCACAAGACCCUCAAGCGUACAAAUCAAAGUCCCUCUGAAUUUUCCUAUACCCAGUUAUAUAUACCAGCAAUUGCUUAAUGGGUUGAUUUACAAACUCAGAUUCAUAUAUAGAAAAAGUGAAGUGAAGGAUUCAAAGGGGAUAAAUAUAUUUUUCAAAGAUCGAUGGCGACGUACUUUCAUGGAAACUCGGAAAUCCAAGCAGCUGAUGGAUUACAGACACUUGUACUAAUGAACCCUGCUGGCUACGUCCCUUACUCCGACACACCACCGCCGCCUCCGACAGCUGCCAGCAACCUUAUCUUCCUCAAUUCACCCAACUCACUCACCCACCCUCCCGCAAAUCUCACCCACGCGCCUCAAUCUCACACCCAGCAGUUCGUCGGUAUUCCGCUUCCGUCCACCGCCUCCUCUCAAGACCCCCACUCCCAAUCCAUGCAUGCCCACCACCACCACGAACAACUCUCCGCCCUGCAUGGCUUGAUGCCACGCCUUCAGUACAACCUUUGGAACUCCAUUGACCCUUCGACGGCGGCGCGUGAGACACCACGCGCUCAGCAGGGUCUGUCUUUAAGCCUGUCGUCGCAGCAGCCAGGGUACGGUUCGUUCCGUGGUGGUGACCGUGAAGUUGCUGCGCCGCAGAGUCAGGCGCAGGCCAUUUCGGGCGAAGACAUGCGGGUUUCGGGCGGGUCGGCCUCGUCGGUUUCGGGUGUGACCAAUGGCGUUUCGGGUAUGCAGAGCGUGUUACUGAGCUCCAAGUACUUGAAAGCGGCUCAGGAGCUUCUUGACGAAGUCGUCAACGUCGGUAACGGAAUCAGAACUGAAACGUCGAAGAAGAAUGGCGGACAGCAGAGCAAGAUUAUGGGCGGGGAAUCUUUGGCCGCCGUUAGCUGUGACGGCUCGGUCGGCGGCGAAGGAAGCGGGAAGAGAGCGGCGGAUCUAAGCACCGCAGAGAGGCAGGAGAUUCAGAUGAAGAAGGCCAAGUUGAUUAGCAUGCUUGAUGAGGUGGACCAGAGGUACAGACAGUAUCACCAGCAGAUGCAGAUCGUGAUUUCGUCGUUUGAGCAAGCAGCAGGAAUAGGGUCGGCGAGAACAUACACGGCUCUAGCACUUCAGACAAUCUCAAAGCAAUUUCGUUGCUUGAAAGACGCCAUUACAGGGCAAAUUCGAGCUGCAAACAAGAGCUUAGGAGAAGAAGAUUGCUUGGGAGGCAAAAUUGAAGGUUCAAGGCUCAAAUAUGUGGACCAUCACCUUAGACAGCAACGAGCCCUCCAACAGUUGGGAAUGAUCCAGCAAAACGCUUGGAGACCCCAGAGAGGACUGCCCGAAAGAUCUGUUUCUGUUCUUCGUGCUUGGCUUUUCGAACACUUCCUCCACCCAUAUCCCAAGGACUCAGACAAGCACAUGCUUGCUAAGCAAACGGGGCUUACUAGGAGCCAGGUAUCUAAUUGGUUUAUAAAUGCUCGAGUUCGGCUCUGGAAGCCAAUGGUGGAGGAAAUGUACCUGGAGGAGAUCAAGGAGCAAGAACAGAAUGGAUCGGCUGACAAAUUGAGCAAGAGCAAUGAGGAUUCAGGAUCAAAAUCCACAGCUCCACAAGAGAAAAGUACCACCGAAAAUCAAACUACCAGUUUCAAUUCCAAGCAAGAGAAUUCCACAACUCAGAAUGGUCCUCCAGGAAUUUCAAUUUCCACACCUUCAACAUCUCCUACUGGAGGAAAUGCUAGGAACCAUUCUGGGUUCAGCCUCAUUGGUUCAUCAGCAUUGGAAGGUAUAGGUAUUGCUCAAGGUAGUCCAAAGAAACCAAGGAGCACUGAAAUGCUUCACUCCCCAAAUGGUGUCCCAUCUAUUGGCAUGGAUAUCAAGCCUGGAGAGGUAAACAAUGACCAAAUUUCUAUUAAGUUUGGGGAUGAGAGGCAGAGCAGAGAUGGGUAUUCAUUCAUGGGAAGCCAAACCAACUUUAUUGGAGGUUUUGGGCAAUACCCAAUCGGGGAAAUUGGCAGGUUUGAUGCAGAGCAAUUCACACCAAGGUUCUCAGGCAAUGGUGUUUCACUUACUCUUGGUCUCCCUCACUGUGAAAACCUAUCCUUAUCAGGAGCACAUCAAAGUUUUCUUCCCAACCAAAACAUUCAAUUGGGAAGGAGAGUAGACAUUGGUGAAGCCAAUGAAUUUGGUUCCCUGAACACUCCCACUCCUCACUCCUCGGCUGCAUUCGAAAACAUCAAUAUUCAGAACCGAAAGAGGUUCGCAGCGCAAUUGUUGCCCGACUUUGUGGCAUGAUGAUGAUGAUUAUGAUGAUGAUGAUGAAUAGAAUAAGACCUUGAAGAAAACUGAAACAGAGAUGGGCAUGGUUUCGGGGUCUUUCACCUCUCCAUAUUUCUUUUCUCAAUUCCCUCCAAAUAAGAGGGAAAAAGGGAAAUGCAUGGUAGUGUAAAGAAACAAGAAUUUACUUAGUAUAGGUUUAUACUUUACAUAGAAUCAUUUCAGUUGGUAGACAGCCUAGGAUUUGAGAGCAUAUGCUUGAGGAUUGUAUAUUAUUUUUGUAAGUUUUGAAGAUGGAUAGAUGGAUUGGUGUCAUAAAAUUUGGGUAAUUGGGUAUACCAAUAUAUAUUGUUUUCAGUA